AGAGAACAAGACAAAAUACAUCAAACUUUAAGAACCAGGAGAAACAAGAAAACAACGUGGCCUCUCACUGUGUACACGCUGGCAGCCAGUCCUUUUUUUCUCAUCCACAAAUCUCAAGGUUGGAGGAUGGCAUGAAAAAGACAUGGCUCCUCUGGGUGUCUCUGCUACCUGGCUGAAGGCAGCAUUGUAUUUGCUGCUCCUCAUUUUGCCUGUUUGUCUGUGUGCGUGCCCAAGAUCAUGCAGUUGCCCCAACCCCAAAGAGGUGCACUGUACGUUUCGCCAUCUCCCAUCACCCCCACAGAAUUUGCCCAAGGACACAGAGAGAGUCAAUCUGGGCUAUAAUAGCAUUGUAGCUGUGGGGACCUCAGAUUUCGGACAUCUGCACCAGCUAGAGAUGCUUAUGUUGCAUGGGAAUGAGAUCAGCACUGUGACUUCGGGAUCUUUUUACCAAUUACGUUCCCUCCAGAUAUUAAAGCUGAGCUACAACAAGCUAACAAGAGUAAAUCCCAGUAUGUUUGAGGGCCUAACAAACCUUGUCCGUCUUCACCUAGACCACAACUUAAUCGAUUUUAUUGAGCCUUUCUCCUUUACUGGAUUACUAUCACUAAAGCUGCUUCAGUUGGAAAGCAACAGGUUACAGGACCUUCAUCCACAUACAUUCACGACUGUUUCUCUCCUGGGGACAUUCUGGGGCUCAAGCCUACGGCACCUUUAUCUAGCAGACAACCAGCUACAGUACUUGGUGCCUGGUACUUUUCAGCACCUGAGCAGGCUAGAAGUCCUCUCUCUUCAUAACAAUCCCUGGAUUUGUGACUGUCAGCUCCAUUGGCUCUUAGAGUGGAACCAGAAACAUGAUGGAGUGAUUAAGUGCAAAAAGGAACGGGACUCUGCAUCCAGUGAGAAUUGUGCUGUUUGUGCCUCACCACAACCUCUCAACAACAGCCAGAUUUUCCAGCUCUCAGUAAAAGACCUUUCCUGUGACAGACCUUCUCUAGGGUCCCCGCUGAAGCUGGGUGAGUAUAGUGCAUUGGAGAACCAGGAACCAGACCUCCCAUACACCAAGCACUUGGAGCAUCCACUUGGCCACUUGACCUUCAUGUUAUCUGAUAGCCAUGGGAACAGGGCCCAUGUGGCUUGUGAUGUAAACCGUCCAGUUGAAGAGACAUCCAUGUUAUGGGAAAAGCUGAAAAGGUCAGAAGAGGUGGCUGUAAAUGUAACCUUGCUUACAGAACUUGACUGCGAGAUCGACAGGGAUGCUCUCCAGCACCUGUGGAGACUUGUUGCAUACUACUAUGAAAGCCCAGCUAUCUUGGAACGAGGUGACAGACAUGAGAACACUUCAAAGGUGACAUUUAAGUACUCCCAGGUCACAAGUGAAGGCUCUCCUUACUUUACUGAACUCAAAGGACAUUUAAUGGCAGAACCAGCCUGGUUGCUACAACCCAAGGUUACUAUUCAGUUGAACAGACGCAAAACAACAUCAAAAAAGCUGGUAAUGAACUUCUCUACGUUUAUAUCAAGGCAGAUCAACGGAAGAGGAGAACAAGAGGAUAUAGUCUCUUCUUGGGCUUUAAUUCCAAGAGGAACCCAGGGGAGAAUUCAAAUUGUGUUGGAGCACUCUGAGGCCAUUCUUAACUGCAAUAUAUUGAGUUCAGGGCAUUUGUCUGUUGAGUGGAUGCUUCCAGAUUUAACUACUUUGGACAAAACGGAUUCCCAAAGAAUUACAUCAGAUCAUAAUAGAUUACUUAUCAAAAACACAACCCUAUCAGACAGUGGGCUCUAUCACUGCUUUGUGCGUACUGAAACUGAAGUAGACAUAAUUUCAUAUAGGCUUAUGGUUAGGGAACGCCUCCUCAGUCCAAGUGACCUAAAUGGAAAGAAAAUGUAUGUGGACAACGGCAAAUCCCUCAGUCUGCCCUGUUCAGUUACUUCACCACAGCCAGUUGAAACAAAAUGGUUCCUACCGAAUCAACAUUUUCUAAAGGCAUCCAAUGCAAUGGGACGAAUCUAUGUGUCACAAAAUAAUACUUUGAUUAUAAAACAAGUGAAGCAAGAAGAUGCUGGGGAAUACAGUUGUUUAUCAGCAAACCUUCAUGGGGCAAACAUGUUGUCUCAUUUGGUGGUUGUAACGGGUGAAAAGGAGGAAGAGCUCACAAAUGUCAGUGUAAUGAAGGGUGAAUUACAAUUGUUUGAUAAGGAGGAUGCAGAGGGCUCUGGAUAUCAAGAAAUCAAGCAUGUGGCUGUUACUCAAAGACCACGCAGGGUACUUGGAAAAGAUAGAAGUACAGGUGGACUUUAUCGAAAGGGCUUUAAUGGAAAAAGGAUCAAUGAAAAAGUAAGGAAACCAAAUAAACCCGUCAAACAGCUUGACCCAGACCGAUGGGCACAAAUGUUAGCAAAAGUCAAUGCUAAGAUCUCGACUAUUCAACCAGUAACAAUUAUGACAACAGUUGCAGCUACAACAGCAGAACAAACCACCACAACCCCUGCAACUACAAUCGUUAUGACUUCCACCACUACAACUACAACUACAACCACUCCUGCUCCUGUCUCUCUUUCUUUUACUACCAGUGCUACUACUAGUAGUCAUAUAAAUGAUUUCAAUACUAAGCUGCCAGUACAGUCCCAUAACAAAAAGCCUAUAGACCACAAUUUACCACACAGAACACAACAUCUGCAUCACAAGUCUGAUGAUUUAGACAUGACAACAAUGCCUUCAGUAAAUGUCUAUUCAACCACAUUAUCUACUAUAAGCUUAAACAUGCAACCUGUGACACAAAUUAAGAAACAGAUAGAUGGGCAGCUAUUAGAUGAGAAAAUAAGAGCAAAUAAUCGCAUCCCCAACCCAAGACGAAGACCACCAUACAGAAGAAGACCUCAAAUAAGAAGGUUACAUCCACAGAGGCCUACACGUCCCCCACCAACCACAACAGAAGUAGUAUUCCCUUCAUUAACUACAACCACUCCAGAAUUUUUCACCACCAGGGAAAUUCAUUUUGAAACUGUGAAUAAGAAAACAGGAAGAAAACCAAUCACAGGUUUAGAUAUUUUAAGUGAACAUGACUCUGAGUUUAGAGACAGUUUAAAUGUAGACAUAACCCAGAAGUCUCAAGCUAACAAAAAACUGACAUUACCAAAAGAGGAAAAACAUACGUUUACGACUUCUGGGGCCCCUGCAAUUCUAACACCAACACAAGAUAAGCAGUUUGGACAAAAAGUCAUUAAGGAUAUUAAUCGGAGCAGUGAGACAACAAAUAAAGAAAAUAAUAGGCAGAGGGUAACAAGUACAAGUUCUCCUAGUCUUCAAAUCACUAACAUUAAACCUCUAGUACCUUACAAAGAACCACUAGCCACAGAGAAACCAGCUGUGUCUAAUAACUUUAGACACAGACUGGACAACUCAGUGAACAGACCUGAAAUUCCUGGUUUGCCUAUCCACCCCUGGUUAACUCAGAGAAAAAAACUAAUCCCAGUUACACCAAGGCCUUAUACCAUGGCUCCUUUAUGGACAUAUACCAACCGCAUUCCAAUGAGGCCAAGAAUCCAGGAAUCAAAGCACCACUCAUCAAUUGACAGAACCUUGCAUUUUUUGCACCCAAAUGAAAGGAAUGCAGUUUUCACUAAUCGGCCUGAAAUCACAGCACAAACAGCGAACCCCACACCCUACAUCGCUUGGUCAGCCUCAACCUCCUUCCCUAGAACUGUAGCCCCACAUGGUGGCUCAUCCCAAGUAAGGGACUACUUUCUCUUCAACAGGCUUCGAAACAAAUACAGACAAUCCCAGUUGGAGACUCAUCGCUUAGCCCAGUCCGGAAAGCUACUUACUCCUAAACCAAGAAUUUACCAUCCCACCCCAAAACCACAUCCAGCUCCAAAUUUUCCAAGCAUUUAUAAGCCUGUAACAUCCCCUUCUAUUAUAGCAGCUACUAGUAAGCCACACCCCACAGCCAGCAUACUACAGGGAAGUCGUUGGCACUACAGUAACUUCGGACAAAAGAAACUAAGCACUGCUCUGCCAUUUCCAAAAUUAAUGGGGAGUGGUGUGAAACCCAGAAUAAUGACAGCUGACUCAUCCACUGUGACUGCGCUGGCUGAGACGAAUGUUUUUUUGCGAUGUCAGGUAUCAGGAGACCCCAAACCUUUAAUUUCAUGGACAAAAGUCUCUACAGGUGCUACAAUUCAAGCCAGCACCAAACAUGGACAACGGUUUGAGGUUCUUCCAAAUGGCUCCUUUGUUAUAAAAAAUGUACAGCUGCAGGACAGAGGCCAGUAUCUUUGCACUGCGCAGAACAAAUUUGGCUCAGAUCGCAUGGUGGUCACUCUUACUGUACAGACAGAACCUCCUAAAAUAGAGGGCCCCAAAUACAGAGAUGUCUCUGUGUACUUGGGGAAACCGCUCAGUUUAGAGUGCAUUGCAACAGGCAAGCCCCAGGCGCAGGUCUCCUGGAUUCUUCCAGACAGGAUUAUUGUGCGGGAGUCAAUGCCUCUUGACAGACCAAUCUCCCUUUAUCCUAAUGGAACACUCAACAUUCACUCAGCAAACUUUUCUAUUAAAGGGAACUACAAGUGCAUUGCUAGUAAUGCAGCAGGUGCUGACACUCUGACCUAUCAGGUACAUGUUGCUGCCCUGCCACCAACAAUCAAAGAAGUAUCCUCUGAGGAUGUUUAUAUUACCACUGGAAGAAGUAUCUAUGUACACUGCACGGCUAAGGGAGAACCUGAGCCACUUCUUAAGUGGAUUCUUCCUGAUGGUUCACAACUAAAACCUACACAGUUCGUUGGAAGGCGUCUCUUUAUGUUCCCCAAUGGUACACUCUAUAUCAAAAGUAUUGUUCCUCUGGAUGCAGGAAUAUAUGAGUGUUCAGCCACAAAUGUGGUUGGGUUGGCGCAAAGAGUGGUAAAGCUGGAUAUCAAGCAAGAAUCCCCCGGACCCUGGAAAGGUCCAUCUCAGCAACAUAGUGUUUCAGCCAUGUAUGGCUCUACAGUUUUCCUACACUGCCCUGAGUCGGCCGACUAUCACAGAGGUACAGUCUGGAGGCUGCCAUCCAAAACACUGAUGGAACAUCACUACAGUCCUUACAGACACAUCAAUGCUUUCCCUAAUGGCACCCUCAAGAUCCUGCAACUAACUGAAAAAGAUCAAGGGAGUUACUUAUGCAUGUAUCAAAGGCCCAAUGGUGAGGAGAUGGAACUAUUUGACCUUGAAGUCCUAAUGAAGCCACCUAAAAUAGAGAACAUGGGCAGUCAACAGAAGAAAAUAACAAAUGGAGAGAACUUCCUUGUGGACUGUGUAGCUUCAGGUCUUCCAGACCCUGAAGUGUCUUGGAGUCUCCCUGAUGGCACAAUGAUAAACAAUGCUCUCCAAUCUGAUGACAGUGGAACUCGCAGUCGCCGAUAUAUCAUAUUUGACAAUGGAACACUCUUGUUGCCACAAAUGGGAAAAAGUGAUGAGGGUGAUUACACAUGCUAUGCAAAGAAUACACUGGGAGAGGAUGCAAUGAAAGUAAGUGUCCAAGUUGUACAAGAUUCACCACGAAUUUCUUCUAAAGACCAGAUGUCUCUUCAUUUUCUUCUUGGCCAGUCAGCCCAGCUGAAGUGUGAUGCAACUGGUGAACCUCCACCUACAAUUAUCUGGAUUUCACCAAACAAUGAAAUGAUAAGUUUUUCCUCAGUCAAACAUCAAAUACUCCAAGAUGGAACACUGAUCAUUAAUAAGGUCACUUUGGCAGACCAGGGAAAGUAUACUUGUGUCGCAAGGAACCCAGCUGGUGAUGACAUUAAGAAUGUGAAGCUCAAAGUUGAGGUCAGUGAGCCAUAUAUCAAUGGAAAAGGUGGACGAAGUGACAGUAGAAUUUUGGCAGUUUCCUAUCAGACUGUUUUGAUGCACUGCAAAGCUGAGGGAAAGCCCGAGCCUCAGAUAACAUGGACAACAUCUUUUGGCAUGUCCCUGCCUACACCUUAUGUUGGAGGUAGAUUUCAAGUUUAUAAGAAUGGUACUCUUGAAUUGCGAGGCAUCCGGAAAACUGACGAAGGAAAGUUUUUGUGUUUGGCCAGAAAUUACUUGGGAGAGGCCAGUCUAGCAAUUGACCUUGAAGUGGCCUCACUUGCUGAAAAACCAAGCUUUCUUAUUCCAAAUAUUGAGGUAUUAUCCCUCAAACCUGAUGGAGAUGACAUAAUUUUACAGUGCCAGGUUAUAGGGAAACCCAAGCCAGAUGUUGUCUGGAUUUUGCCCAACAGUACAGUGCUGGUUCCAGGAAUGAGUCUAAAGAGGUUUAUUCACGUUUUGGAAAAUGGCAGUUUGCAUAUUAUUCGGCCAGUGCCCAGUGACAAAGGUGUUUAUCGUUGCUUGGCCAAAAAUGUUGCAGGACAAGGAGAGAAACGCUAUGCUUUAGAACCUGGAAGGAAGCCUCAAAUUCGAGGGACACCUACACCUAUGAAGAUUUCAUUUGGACAGAUACUAAUCAUGCCAUGCACAGUUGAAGGCUGGCCCCAAGCAACGAUCACAUGGACUCUUCCAAAUGGAUUAGUAUUGGACAGGCCUCAGGUUAUUGGACGAGUCACCUUUUUAUCAAAUGGGACCCUUCAGCUAAGAGAAACUGCAAAAUCUGAUAGGGGUACAUACAUUUGCAAAGCUACUAACACAUUUGGAUCAUCAACACUGUCUUAUCCUGUGACUAUUAUGGUACUUCCACCACAGAUCACUAAUGCACCCCCUUCCAUAAUAAGAGUUGCUAAGGGGUCUCCAGUGACACUAAAAUGCAUUGCUACUGGCACUCCUAAACCAGACAUUUCAUGGACUCUCCCUGGGCGGACCACACUUGUGGCUAAUAAUCGCUUCACUUCAUUGGGUGGAAUUCACAUGACAGAGGACGGUAGUUUGGUCAUACAGGAGCCUAGCCUUAUGAACUCUGGAAUUUAUAAGUGUAAUGCCAAAAAUGCCUUGGGGAUGGACUUUAAAGCAACAUACCUUCAGGUGAACUGAACAUGUGAAGGAGAAAAUAUGUGUUAAAUUAAGAAGAUAUGUGUUUAAUGUGUGUUAAUUAAAAUUGUUUAAGACAUGGACACUGUAUUCUUGUAAACCAGUGUAAAUAGAAUACUGCAUUUACUUGUUCUGGAAAUUCUCAGCAAAUCACAAAUGGGCAUUAUCCUUCUUUUCUUCUUUAAAAGACUAACAAGUAUUGUUGCAGCCUUGGGUUGGAAAUCAACAUACUAAUGUUCUGGAGAACCCAUUUGUUUAUUAUAAAAAUGUUUUUGUACUUAAUUUAUGGACAGUUAGACCGUUAUACAUAAAUAUUUCGAAAAUUAAAAAAAAGAUUCAUAAAUCUAUAUUUUUAUAUGCCACAAUAGAUUUCAUUUUAAUAUUUUCUGCUGCUUUUAUGCAAUGUAAAUGUAUGUCUAAUAAUUAGCCUCUGGAUGUAAACCAUCUACAACAACACAGCCUUUCAUGGGUGGAGUAGAAAGAGAGCCUUGUAGGCACAAAUGUUACCAUUGUUCUGACAGUUUUACCAACAACUAGACACAAACAGCAAAUUCUGUAAUAGAAUUACUGCUACUGCCUAAAAAAAAGUUUUUUGAUGGACAUAUUUUUAAUAACCCUAAAUGAAUAAAUUGAAGUGUAGCCUAAAACCAGUAAUUGAGUUGAUGUUCUACUUUUUGUGAAAUUGUAUGUUUUAUUACUGCUAUUGUGAUUUAUUUAUAUAAAUGUUCUUGUCAUUUUUGCGAGAUGGCCUGAGCUGCCUUAUCUAGUACUGUACUAUCAUCGCUUAGAGCCUGAUUAAUAUUUAGAAUGUUUUAAAGAACAAUCAGAAAACACUCACAGCUCUGGUAUCAGACAUCGGAAGUGAUCCAAGCAGAAUUGACUGAUCGUAAUUAGAGAGGCAGUCUCAUACUGUAGGUGGCAACUUCUUUAACUUUAAGUAAAUGUUGUCAUGCCAACCCUUGAAUGUUACUUAUUCCUGUGCAGUUCAUGUAUAUUGUUUUAUAAUAAUAAUUAUAUUUAUAAUUAUAAGCAUUCUGGUUAAAUAACUAAAGCAUGAGCCUCAGAUAACUCAUACUUACAUAUACUGUUACUGUUCUAAAGCAUAAGGGAUUACAGAUAAAGCUAAUUCAGUUUGGUGAUUUUUGAGGCUGGUAACUCUAAAUGAACUUAUUCUCUGCAGCAGAGGUAAGUUUUGGUCUUGCUUUCCAGGGAUGGUGUGAAUGAGAUCCACAGUGCUUGUGAUGGGUUUUGCAAAUGCACUUGACA
Clarias gariepinus (North African catfish) is the source of this 8245-nucleotide messenger RNA. Its product is annotated as matrix-remodeling-associated protein 5. The transcript has 7 exons. Gene Ontology annotation, molecular function: protein binding. Gene Ontology annotation, cellular component: extracellular region. The record is from RefSeq and is a predicted model, not a curated record. The coding region runs from base 143 to 6982 and encodes 2279 amino acids. NCBI's taxonomy places the organism in Eukaryota, Metazoa, Chordata, Actinopteri, Siluriformes, Clariidae.